AUGGUCAGAAUCGACAUGAGCAAAAGUAAAUCCGCCUCAAGUACUGCUCAAUCAGAUGAGAUGGUCAACAACUCAGCCAAUGAGCCAGUGUCUGGUGAUGAAGAGUCGUCUGAGCAAAGGAAAUCACUGCAAAGCAAAGAAGACCCAGAAAAGGAGGCACGCAACAGCAGUAGCAAGUGUAGAACUUCAUUUUCAGUGGACGACAUUUUAAGUCCUUCAAAGUUUAAUGGUCAAGUGAGCACUUUGACGCCAGAGUACUUUAUGCGCUGGCAACCAUGGCUAAUGCAAGAGGCCCUCCGACAAAACUGUCCUUUCCCCGACUUGGCAUUGUCAUUCUACAAACCAUUUUUCAUUAACCAUAAAGAUGCCAAUGAACAGGUAUUCAAUAUUCAGUCUGAGGUGAACAAGAUCGAACUGGAGGAGACCUCUCGUUCAAGUUCUUCCAUGAGCGACGAUCAUGCCGACCCACAGACGGAGAGAACAGAAUCCCCUAUUGUGCUGACCAGUGACAGCGACAGCUACUGUUUCAAAUCAUACGGCUCAAAUGGAGUUGCUAACUCGGCGUCUAAAAAGAAAAAAUCGACAGUCCCACUUGUAGACAGCAAGGGUGGCAAGCCAAGGAGAGCAAGGACAGCUUUCACUUAUGAGCAGCUUGUGGCACUGGAGAACAAAUUCAAAAGCACUCGUUACCUGUCUGUCUGUGAACGUCUUAACUUGGCGCUCUCUUUACGACUCACCGAAACGCAAGUGAAAAUAUGGUUUCAAGUGAAAAUAUGGUUUCAA
Molecule: messenger RNA, 783 nt
Organism: Rhagoletis zephyria (snowberry fruit fly)
Lineage: Eukaryota; Metazoa; Arthropoda; Insecta; Diptera; Tephritidae
Source: RefSeq, a predicted model, not a curated record